Messenger RNA from Lizanozyma spartinae, 1698 nucleotides. RefSeq lists its product as uncharacterized. Bases 1 to 1698 code for a protein of 565 amino acids. NCBI's taxonomy places the organism in Eukaryota, Fungi, Ascomycota, Pichiomycetes, Serinales, Debaryomycetaceae. Gene Ontology annotation, molecular function: protein binding. The transcript has 3 exons. The record is from RefSeq and is a predicted model, not a curated record.
AUGUCGAUUCUUGCACAGCUACCCACUGAGUUGAUCCACCAAGUAUUCCGUCAAAUACCUAAGGAUGAAUUAGAGCUAAUGUUUGAGCUCAACUCACUAUCCAAGAAUGAAGAACAUGAUUUAAGCUUUCAAAAUGUUAGAAAUAUUGCUUUAUAUGAAAGAUAUUACCAUCAAAAGCUUUUUCUAACCAAUUUACCUCAAUUCUAUACCACUGCAGAAGUGGAUUCCUUAUGUUUAUCAAGUGACGAUCUUGAUUACCUUAUCAAACAUCAAAUCUAUAUCAAGCCGAAACUGAUAUCGCUAAUAAUUUACAACACAGGUCCAUUUGAUUGUAUGGACUAUGCCAAUACGAUGCUUGUGUAUUAUAAGUUUAUAUCCCAUCUUACCGCUGAUUUCAAUAUUCAAUUAGUGUUAAUUGAAAAUUGUUCAGAACGAGAAUCUGCUUUCAUCAACAAAAUCUCCCAACUUGAAAUAAGAGUGAAUUGGUUUGCUAUCAACAAUAGAAGGUGUUUGGGGCGAUCAAGAGAAAGUAAUAUUCCCAAUCAACAAUCUUCUACUAGUAUUUUCCCUGAUAAUGAAGGACCACCUCGUUUAAGUGCUCAAAAUUUAAAGAUUAACUUAUUUAAUGCCAAUAGUUUAGUAAGUCAAGUUGAGCUUAAAAAGAAUACAAGUUUAUGGCUUAACUUAAAAAUGGUUGAUCUUUCAUACAAUAAUAUUGAUGAUUAUUGGCUUGCUCAAAUCGAUCUCCCGGAAACAAUAGAGGUAUUAAACCUAUCAAAUAAUAGCCUAAGAGGAAUUAACAGAUAUAAUUUUAACCUAACAAAAUUACCCAACCUUAGAGAACUAAUAUUGGACAACAAUAACAUCACCUCUAUUUCCUUUUGCCAGGGUGAAAGAUAUGACAUAGAUGGUGGUGAAGACGAUGUUGCUGCUGAUAUUACUCACCCAUAUAUGUCAUUAACAAAAUUGUCAAUUAUGGGGAAUCAUUUGUUUGAUACAAAGUUUUUACUGGAUCCUUGUUUGUACAAGCUCAAACAAGUUGAUAUUUCAAGAAAUCUCAUCUCCAAGCUCCAUAAAUUCCCACCAAGAUUAACUCAUAUUGAUCUCAAUGGUAAUUAUCUCACUCGAUUUUUCACUCAUGCUGAAUGGCAUUUGUUUCCGUGUCCCAACUUGAUUCAUUUAAAUCUUGCAAAUUCAUUCGAAACUCUCUAUAGCAAGAAUGACCAAUUAAGAGGGUGUAUUGGAACAUUCCAAGAGUUACCUAUUGAAUCUGGAGUCAAAAGGUUUAGUUUGACAGCAGCUUUAGAAGAUUCAAGAUUCCCUCCUAUUAGGAAGUCAGAAUUGCCUUCACUCAAAGUUCAUGUUACUUUACUAGCAAAUUUCACUCCAAUAAAGACCUGGGAUAGCUGGAAAGUGGGAGAACAUGGUUUGAAGAUUCAUAUAAUAUAUCAAGGUGCUUCAUACAGUGGAACAUUUCUUCCCAGCGUUGCUGAAGAACAAGAAUGGGAUAAGUUAACUACAGUGUAUUAUUUGCUUCAAAAGGCAGAUUUGAUGGGGAUCAAGAAAUCGGCCACGGCUGAUUUUGUUACAAAUGGCAUUAAUGAUGGAUGGAUAGAUUUGGUUAGAUAUGAUGGGUUGAAAUCUUCUUUAUCAUACGAUGAUUUUAUAAAGGGACGUCAACUUGUACAACAUCAAUAG